Molecule: messenger RNA, 3017 nt
Organism: Caretta caretta (loggerhead turtle)
Lineage: Eukaryota; Metazoa; Chordata; Testudines; Cheloniidae
Gene: ITPKC
Product: inositol-trisphosphate 3-kinase C
Biological process (GO): inositol phosphate biosynthetic process; phosphatidylinositol phosphate biosynthetic process
Cellular component (GO): cytoplasm; nucleus
Molecular function (GO): inositol hexakisphosphate kinase activity
Source: RefSeq, a predicted model, not a curated record
CUUGGCAACCCCCUGGCAUCGUCACCCCCCCGCCCCCCCGCCGAGGUUUGGAUGCCAGCCAGCGGGGAGGGCUCAGGCAGCAUCAGAAAGACGGAGGUGGCGCAAAGGGGAAGCGUGGAGCCGUGGGGCUGGCAGGGCCAUGAAGCAGCGGGACAGGAGCCCCUAUCGGAACAAGCCGUGGAAGAAACUCAAGAGCAUGGUCCACUGGUCGCCUUUCGUCGUGUCCUUCAAGAAGCGCUACCCCUGGGUGCAGCUGGCCGGCCAUGCGGGGAAUUUCAAAGCCGGCGACUACGGGCGGAUCCUGAAGAAGUUCUGCCCGUGUGAGCAGCAAAGCCUGGAGCGCCUCAUGGGGGACUCGCUGCGCCCCCACGUGCCCGCCUACUUCGGGCUGGCGCAGCGGGACGGCGAGUGCUACAACCAGAUGGAGGAUCUGCUGGCCAACUUCGAGACGCCCUCCCUCAUGGACUGCAAGAUGGGGGUCAGGACGUACCUGGAGGAGGAGUUGGAGCAGGCCCGGCAGCGGCCCCGGCUGCGCCGCGACAUGUACGAGAAGAUGGUGGCGGUGGAGCCGGGGGCGCCCACGCCCGAGGAGCACGCCCAGCGCGCCGUGCUCAAGCCCCGUUACAUGCAGUGGAGGGAGUCGCUCAGCUCCACCUCCACGCUGGGCUUCCGCAUCGAGGGCAUCAAGAAAGCCGACGGCACCUGCAGCACCAACUUCAAGAAGACGCGGCUGCCCGAGCAGGUGGUGCAGGCGCUGGGCGACUUUGUGGACGGCGACAGAACCAUCCUGGCCACCUACCUGGGCCGCUUGGAGGAGCUGCGGGCAGCGCUGGAGCAGUCCGAGGUCUUCAAGACCCACGAGGUGGUGGGGAGCUCUUUGCUUUUCGUCCAUGACCGGACGGGGCUGGCCAAGGUCUGGAUGAUCGACUUCGGAAAGAUGGUGCCGCUGGCCGGGGGGCAGACGCUGACGCACCGGCUGCCGUGGGUGGAGGGGAACCGAGAGGACGGCUACCUCUGGGGGCUGGACAAUCUCAUCGCCAUCUUCAGCACCAUGGUGCAGAACUGAGCCGGGCACCGGCAGGGCCUGGGCCGGCGCACUGGGGACACCCGGCACCGGCUCUGUGCAAUAGACAGGCACUGCCGUGCGGUGCCCUCCCUGCCUCUUAUUUAUACAGCCAGAUAUGCUACAGCCCCGCUCGGAGCUGGGGCCCGUCGCGCCCCGUCUGCCUGUGCCCGCUUCCACCGGCUGACGGCCCCGCGCUGGGGAGGACACCUGCAGGGCCUGGCCCGUCGCACAGAUGCGAUGGGACCUGUUUUACAGCAGCCAGCGGGAAGGGCCGAGACCUGGUCCCGUCUCGGAGCGGAGCCCUUUCCCGCUCAGUGGCUCGUUCCGCGGCCCAGGGAACCCUGGGAAGGCCGAGGCUGAGACGGGAGACACCAGCCUUUCGGCGGGCACAGGGGCAGUGAUCCUGCACUCCGGGCGACGCUGGCCGAAGCGGAACCGAACCAAAGGAGGCUUGGAUCCUCUGGGCCCCUCUCCUGUUCACGGCCCAUUUUCCUGCAGCCCUGCUUAAUUUCGCAGGUGGGUCCGGUUCCCGCCCCUGCUGGUAUUAGACCCUGCCCCACCACUGGGCGGCUCCACGGGACCUGAUCUGCAGGGAGCUGCCCAUUAAUGUUGUGUUAAAUUCAAGACACUUUAAAAGACUUUUUGGCAACUCGGGGGUUGAAGCAUAGUGACUGGGCUCUGAGACGACCCCAGGUGGCAGGGCGUCCCCCAGCUGCGGCUGCGGCGUUCUCACCCCUUCCCCUGAAGCAUUUGUGGCCCUGCUGGAGGGUCGGAACUGGCUGGCCAUUUCCACCCCCGGCGCUCUGCUCUUACCGGCCCGUCCGUUUGGCUGUGCAAAGGAGCCUCGCGCUGGCCCCUCUGGCCUGGGAACAGGCCGGCUGGGAACUGAGAACGCGGACUUACUGCCAAGCUUGCGCCACGCCCACGGGGAGCUCAGGGGGCCUGUGGCUGAGUCUGGCCUAGCCCGGGGCGGUUUUCCUGGAGGCUGGAGAGUUGUGUGGCUCUGUGCUGAGGUGAGCCUGGCUGGAAAGCUCAGUCCGGCUUUACAGGGAUCUCGGCCGUUUGAGAACCAGCUGGGACGCUGCCUCCUCUGCCAGCUUUGUGUGGUUCUCUUAGCCCAGCCUUGGGCUUGCCACGGGCUCUUGCCCUUCGUGCAGGGUGCUGGCACGGCCAGCCGCGGGCCAGCUCUCCGCCAGGCUCCCGGCUCGGCUCGCACAUCUGCAGAGGCGGAUGCACAAGGGCCCGAGUGAGGCACCUGGUUUCCUCUGGCUCUGCCGCUCCCUCGGUGCCUCGUUUCCCGUGUGCUCACCGCACGUCUGCGUGAGCAUCUCACGGGCAGAGCCAACCCCCUGAAACACGGAGGGGGCCAGGGAGUCGCCUCCACCUGCACCAGCUUCAAGCCUGGCCAGUCUGGGGAGCGUUUUCCAAGGCCCCAGCGACGAGUGGAUUCGGGAGCCCGGGCUUCACGAGGCCCGACCCUACUGGAAGAGACGAUCUGUCUCUGGCUUCUGUGCCAAGGGCACGGCCAGUAGCUGCCUGAGCCGUGGCCGCUGUGCAGGGAGCUGCUCAGACCUCCAGCCCCUGCCGGUGGCGGGGAAGCGUCACUGGGUUCAGCUCUGGCUGUGAGCACGGAUUCACUGCACCCUGGAGCUAAUGGGGGCAGGUGGGCGCGGUUCAUGGGACCGUCCUGCUCCCCGCUGGCUCGGGCUCAGGAGCGCAGCGUGUAGCCAGCUGGGCAUUCGCUCCAGUCCCUUGAGUGCUGCCCAGUAACCAGCAGGAACGGGCCCCUCAGGAUCCCUCCCAGAGCGUUGUCCCUGGCCCAGGCCUCUGCGUGGGGCUCUGCCACCCCUCUGGAGAUGGGAACGGGGUGCUGGGGCCAAGGGACAAUGGCCAGGCCUCUGGGACCGGAACCUGUCACAAUAAACAGAACCUGCCGGUGGUGGAAACCAAA